CGCCAUCGUUAAUACAUGACCAGCAACAAGCAGAUUUAGAAGAAUCAUUCGAUGAACCUGACUCAGAAUCUCAACGGUUGCUAAAUUCUUCAUCGCGGGACCACUUGCCUAUACCCACCUCAACUACUUCGUUUUCCUCUACUUCUUCCUCUAUUGCACCUGCAACGUUACCUGUGGCCAACGACGGCGUCUUUGCUAACAUGUCGGCAAAACCAGAGUCUGAAAGGGACAAAACCGAUGAAACACCUCCCGCAUACGAAGAAGCCGCAGCAGACACCACACCUCCGUACUGGCAUACUGCUGUUGUUGCACCGACAAGCAUAGGCGAUUUUAUUCUAAUUGAAGGUUUACCAGCGGGAAACAUGUUGCAUUUUGGAUGGAGCUUGAUAAUUUCGGCAAGCUUUCAGUUCAUUGGGUUUAUGCUAACGUAUUUGUUUCACACUACUCAUGCUGGAAAGAAUGGUUCUCGGGCAGGCUUAGGCAUCACAUUCGUACAGUUUGGCUUUUACAUCGGGAGUCGGGGCCAAAACGAGGACGGAGAAGGAGGAUCAGGGGGUGAAGAACUUGAUGGUGACCAAGCAGAUAUUGUCGCCUAUCUUUUAAUGAUAUUCGGAUGGUUCAUCAUCAUCCGCUCGGUCGCUGAUUACAUCAGAGUGAAAAGGAUGGAGAAAAUCAUUGCUACGCAACCAUCUGCAGCUGAAAACAUUGUCUAGCACAGCGAGAUUAUGUUGUCGAGGACAAAAUAAAUAUCGCUUCAUUAAGACAUCGUCAUAUCAUAAUAUUCUAAAAAUACUGUUUCUUUUCCUGGCAUAGUUGUGAAAGCUUCCAUUAAAACUAUCUAGAAAAAGAUAAUCUUCUGUGAUCCAUGGCAGUGGUCUGUACAGAAAGCUAUGUUUC
Messenger RNA from Zychaea mexicana, 897 nucleotides. RefSeq lists its product as uncharacterized. Lineage: Eukaryota; Fungi; Mucoromycota; Mucoromycetes; Mucorales; Lichtheimiaceae. The transcript is spliced from 5 exons. The record is from RefSeq and is a predicted model, not a curated record. Gene Ontology annotation, cellular component: endoplasmic reticulum; perinuclear region of cytoplasm; Golgi apparatus. Gene Ontology annotation, biological process: vacuolar transport; metal ion transport; positive regulation of protein ubiquitination. Bases 201 to 713 code for a protein of 170 amino acids.